Molecule: messenger RNA, 1966 nt
Organism: Drosophila virilis
Lineage: Eukaryota; Metazoa; Arthropoda; Insecta; Diptera; Drosophilidae
Gene: Septin4
Product: septin 4
Biological process (GO): intracellular protein localization; regulation of exocytosis; cytoskeleton-dependent cytokinesis
Cellular component (GO): septin complex; microtubule cytoskeleton; cell division site
Molecular function (GO): molecular adaptor activity; GTP binding; GTPase activity
Source: RefSeq, a predicted model, not a curated record
GACCCACAAUAGUCAGUUACACGACCCGCGGGUUGGUUGUGUGUUACAUUGCUGCUCUAGUAGAAAGUAGAACGUUUAGCAUCACAUUUUGCACAACCACAAAAACAAAACAAAAAAAAAAAUAAAUAAAAAAACAUAAAUAAAUAGUAACAAUAACAAUCAGAAACAGCGGGACAAAGGCAGACAAAACGGCGUUUCUACAGCAGCGUCGCCUUUUCAGCGGCGGCGGCGUCGGCGUCGGCGUGUUGGGCGGCAGCGGAUCCAUGAAACAACAACAGCCGCCGCCGCUGCCACAAACGCAGCCGCCGUCGCUGUCGCUGUCGCAGUCAGCCGCUGGAGCAGGAGGAGCAUCAGCUGCCGAGGGCAGCGCUGUGGCCCAUGCCAUCAGCAGUCUCAAUGGCAGCAACAACAGCAACAACAACAACAACAACAACAACAACAAUGCUGAAACGGCCAGGUGUCGCCCACCUUUGUAUCCAAAACCAAAGACACCAUCGUUUGACAAGGAUCGGGAUUAUAUUGGCUUUGCCACGCUGCCGGAGCAGGUGCAUCGGAAGUCGGUGAAGCGCGGCUUUGAGUUCACGCUGAUGGUCGUUGGCGAAUCGGGUCUGGGCAAAUCCACAUUGAUCAAUAGCCUAUUUCUGGGUGAUCUCUACAAGAAUCGCCAGAUGCCCAAUGUGGAGGAUCGCAUCGAGAAGACAACGCGCGUCGAAAAGAAAACCAUGGACAUUGAGGAGCGCGGCGUCCGACUGCGUCUGACCGUUGUCGAUACGCCCGGCUUUGGGGAUGCCAUCAACUGUGAGGAUAGCUGGCGCGUUUGCACCCAGUACAUUGAUGAGCAGUUCCGUCAGUAUUUCACCGAUGAGAGCGGCCUCAAUCGCCGCAAUAUACAGGACAAUCGUGUCCAUUGCUGCUUGUACUUUGUGCCGCCCUGGGGACACAGCCUGCGGCAAAUGGAUUUGGAUCUAAUACGGCGUCUGCAUCGUAAGGUUAACAUUGUGCUGGUCAUUGGCAAGGCCGACUGCCUGAACAAGACGGAGGUGCGCAAGCUAAAGGAGCGCAUAUUACAGGAUCUCGAGGAUAAUCACAUACAGCUGUAUCAGUUUCCCGAGUGCGAUUCCGAUGAGGAUGAUGAUUUUAAGCAGCAGGAUCGCGAGCUAAAGGCCUCCAUACCAUUUGCCGUUGUUGGCAGCAAUACCAUACUCGAGGUUGCCGGCAAGAAGGUGCGCGGCCGUCAGUAUCCCUGGGGCGUGGUCAACGUGGAGGACGCUGAGCACAGCGACUUCAUCAAGCUGCGCACAUUCCUCAUAUCCACGCACAUGCAGGACCUAAAGGACACCACACAGGAUGUGCACUACGAGAACUUUCGGGCGCAGUGCAUCUCACAGAUAUCGCAGCAUGCGCUGCGCGAGCGCGGCAAAUUGAAGCGUGACUCGAUUAGCUCAACGAACGGAUUCGAUGCGGCCAUUUCGGAAACGGAUCGCCUGCUGCUGCAGAAGGACGAGGAGAUUCGACGCAUGCAGGACAUGCUAACGCAAAUGCAGGAGAAGCUCAAGCAGACACAUCUCAUGGAGAUGAAGAAGAACGACAGCGUCAUCGAUGUCUAAAAUGCUGACUCUCUGCCCAGUUCGCGUGUUCAAUUUUGCACCUUGAUACAUAUAUAUACACGUAUAUAUAUAUUAAGUUAUAUAAAUAUAAUACUUAUAUAGACACUUCUUCUACACCAACACACACACACACACAUUUGCCGCUACAUGGGCAAACAACCACCAAAAAUUUUCGUUUUUAAGAUAGCACAGUUUCCAGUUAACCGAAUUUUUGUUCUGAAAAUUUUUACCUUAAGCUUUUCUGUAGUUAAUGAAAACAAAAACAACAACAACGAGCAGUGAAUAGAAUAUCGUUUUUUUUUUUUCUACGUCUUCUUCUAGUUCUUAAAAGGCAUUUGCCAUACGGAUUCACUUGCAAA